Agrilus planipennis (emerald ash borer) is the source of this 2553-nucleotide messenger RNA. RefSeq names its product phospholipase A-2-activating protein (gene Plap). Bases 89 to 2461 code for a protein of 790 amino acids. Gene Ontology annotation, molecular function: ubiquitin binding. NCBI's taxonomy places the organism in Eukaryota, Metazoa, Arthropoda, Insecta, Coleoptera, Buprestidae. Gene Ontology annotation, cellular component: nucleus; cytoplasm. The transcript is spliced from 12 exons. The record is from RefSeq and is a predicted model, not a curated record. Gene Ontology annotation, biological process: proteasome-mediated ubiquitin-dependent protein catabolic process; ubiquitin recycling.
ACGUCAAGUCAUAGAUUACGUCAAAUCAAAAAAUCGGCGAACUUAACCUAAAAUUUCUAAGUAAGAAUAAAAAGUCUAAUUAAAAAAAAUGGCAAAACCGUUUAAAUUAAGCGCGAUUCUUUUUGGACACUCGUUAGAUGUUCGUUCAAUAGCUGUUACUCCAGAGAACUCGAUUAUAAGCGGCUCUAGAGACAAAACUGCAAAAUUGUGGAAUCCUAAUGGAAUAAAUCCCGGUUACACCGAGGCUCUUACUUAUAGGGAUCAUAAAAAUUUUGUAGCUUCAGUUUUAUAUUUAGAACCAAAUGAAUUAUUUCCGACAGGAACUGUUAUUACUGGUGGCAAUGACAGUGCUAUUUUAAUUUAUAAAAUCCAUGAACCUUUCGCAUCAGUAAAAUUGGAAGAACACAAAAAUACUGUUUGUUAUUUAUCAAAAGGCUGUGAAAAGAAUACAUUUCUUAGUUCAUCUUGGGAUAAUACUGCAAAAUUGUGGUCUAUAAACAACCUACCAAACUCAUUAGUAACAUUCACUGGACACACUGCUGCUGUUUGGGCAGUUAUUCAGUUACCCAAUACAAAUAUAGUUACAGCUUCUGCAGACAAAAACAUAACGAUAUUCUCCAAAGAUGGUCAUAGGAUACAAAUUCUUCACGGUCAUACAGAUUGUGUUAGAAAUUUAGUAGACUUACCAGAUUUACAAUUUUUUGUCAGUGUAGCCAAUGAUGCAACAAUUAGAGUUUGGAGUUAUAAUGGGAAAAAUUUGCAAACAUAUUAUGGACACACUAAUUACAUAUAUGGCAUUGCUAGAAAUGAAGCAGAUGGUCCAAAUGCUAUUGUUACAUCAGAUGAAGAUAGAACAAUACGAUACUGGAAAGAUGGUGAAAAUAUCCAAACUUUCCAAUUACCUGCACAGUCUGUUUGGUGUGUAGAAUGUCUAAGCAAUGGCGAUAUUGUUACUGGAUCGAGUGAUGGUGUUGUAAGAGUUUUUACCCAACAUGAGAGCCGUUAUGCGUCUGAAGAAACCUUAAAAGCUUUUGAAGAGGAAGUUAACGCUUUAUCAAAGCAAGCCACUCAAGAAAUAGGAGGUUAUAAAGUUUCAGAUUUGCCAGGUUGCGAAGCUCUAUAUGAACCCGGUAAGCAUGCUGGGCAAAUGAAGAUGAUUCGAGAAGUUAAUGGAGUAGUUGCCUACACAUGGGUUGACGAAGGUGAAAAUAGUCACUGGGAAAAAGUGGGCGAAGUUUUGGGUGGCGUUGACAAAGCCAACGAAGGGAAAACAUUGCAUGAAGGAAAAUACUACGAUUUCGUAUUUUCUGUAGACGUUGAAGACGGUAAGCCACCCCUUAAGUUACCGUAUAAUAAAGGAGAAGACCCCUAUGUAACAGCACACGCAUUUUUGCAAAAAAAUAUGUUGCCUGCAGAUUAUUUGGAACAGGUGGUCAAUUUUAUUUUACAAAACAGCCAAAGUGCAAGUAACAAUAUACCGGUAAACUCUGAAUAUAUAGAUCCAUUCACGGGUGCAUCGAGAUACACGCCUAGUGGGGGUAAACCGAGUAAUGCAAGCAGUAUUCCUACAAAUAAUGGAGCGAAUUUAGAUCCUUUUACUGGAGCAAAUAGUUACAACACUGGUAGUACUAACCAAAUAAGUGUUCCAAAAACGAAUCUUUUUCCUCAAACUACAUACAGAUUAUUUGAAAUGGGUGACCCAAAUUUAAUUUUAGCUAAAUUAAAGGAAUUUAAUGGCAAACUCAGCGAGGGCCAAGGAAAACUUGAUGAAUCUGUUUUCGAAGGCAUUAUUAAAAUGUGCAAUGGUCCAUUUAUUGAUCCUAAAUAUCUAGAACUGUUAUUUGAACUUUUAAAUUGGAAUGAUGAAAUAAUUUUUCCUGUUAUUGAUGUCAUACGAUUAGCCGUAAGAAAUGAAACAAACAACAAAUAUAUAUGUACCAGCCAUGGCGGUAUUAUAAUAGAAAAACUUAAACGUUUCAUUUCUCCAGAAUGUAAAAUUGCCAAUAACACAUUAGUGUCAUUUAGAGCUCUAUGUAAUUUUUUCGCUCAUUCUUUUGGUGAGAAUUUAAUUUUUCACAAUAGAACUGAAAUAUUAGAAAAUAUCACCGGCUUAAAUGUUGGCAAUAAAAAUUCACAGAUAGCGCUAGCGACUCUCUUACUGAAUUUAACCGUACUCUGCUUGAAGAAAAGCGACGAAUUCGGCAUAUUGAUUCUUGCAAAUGUAUUGCCCGAUAUGAUUAAUUUAUUAGACGAUAAUGAAGCUCAGUUCAGGGCAUAUGUUGCACUUGGAACGAUGCUGAGCUCAGGCUCAUCUGAACAAGCAAACGCUGUCCGACAGAAAGUGUUGGAGGAUGAUAAAUUCAUGGAAAGAUUGAACGAUCAUGCAAGUCAAUACUCAAAUGAAAUAGAACUUAAAAGAAAGAAUUGCGCUUCUCAAGUUCAAAAUAAAUUAUUGGGUUAAAUAAACAAUCCAUUAUUAUUUAUUGUAAGAAAAAAUGUUAAAUUUUAACUUUUUUAAUUGAAUUAAAUAAACCCAACAAUAAUGAGGGAUAA